AUAGUCCUCAAGGCCAGUGAAGAGUGCUGAGCAGUAUCAAAGUUCAAAAAGAGCGAAAGAUAUUUAUAGCAAAUGGCAUCCUCUGUGAUUUCCUCGACCGCUGCGGUCGCCGUCCGUGCCAGCCCUGCCCAGGCUAGCAUGGUCGCACCGUUCACUGGCCUCAAGUCAACUUCUGGCCUUCCCGUCGCUAGGAAGUCCAACGACAUUACUUCUCUCACUAGCAAUGGGGGAAGAGUGCAGUGCAUUCAGGUGUGGCCCACACAAGGAAAGAAGAAGUUUGAGACUCUUUCCUACCUUCCUGACCUGACCAGAGAGCAGUUGGCUUCAGAAAUUGACUACCUUAUCCGCUCCAAAUGGAUUCCUUGCGUCGAGUUCGAGCUCGAGCACGGAUUUGUGUACCGUGAAAACCACAGGUCACCAGGGUACUACGACGGACGUUACUGGACAAUGUGGAAGUUGCCCAUGUACGGGUGCACUGACUCCGCCCAAGUGUUGCUGGAGGUUGACGAGGCUGUAAGGGCACACCCUGACGCCUUCGUUAGAAUCAUUGGAUUCGACAACGUGCGCCAAGUCCAGUGCAUCAGUUUCAUUGCCUACAAGCCACCGGGCUACUAAAAUUCAUAAGAGACUCAUCUUGUACCUUUGUUUUUCUGUGUCGUUUUUUCUCUCCAUUUUUUAUGGAUUUGGUGUUUGUUGUUGAGAACAAGUGUACCCAAUUCGAACUUGUUUUAUCUUCCUAAAAGUCAA
Molecule: messenger RNA, 747 nt
Organism: Sesamum indicum (sesame)
Lineage: Eukaryota; Viridiplantae; Streptophyta; Magnoliopsida; Lamiales; Pedaliaceae
Product: ribulose bisphosphate carboxylase small subunit, chloroplastic-like
Source: RefSeq, a predicted model, not a curated record